Messenger RNA from Taeniopygia guttata (zebra finch), 5433 nucleotides. RefSeq names its product serine/threonine kinase 32C (gene STK32C). Gene Ontology annotation, biological process: G protein-coupled receptor signaling pathway; protein phosphorylation; regulation of signal transduction. Lineage: Eukaryota; Metazoa; Chordata; Aves; Passeriformes; Estrildidae. Gene Ontology annotation, molecular function: G protein-coupled receptor kinase activity; ATP binding; G protein-coupled receptor binding. The record is from RefSeq and is a predicted model, not a curated record.
GGCGGGGCGCGGGGCGGCUGAGCGCGGCCGGCCGCGGGAGCCGGCGGGGAGAGGCCGCGGGGCAUGCCAGCCGCCCGCCCCGAUGUUUCCCUGGAGCAAGUGGAAGAAGAGGAUGGGAGCGAGCGCCUCCUCCUCCAAGAGACCCGUCUUCGACGAGCGGGAGGACGUGAACUUUGACCACUUCCAGAUUCUCCGGGCCAUUGGGAAGGGAAGCUUUGGCAAGGUGUGCAUCGUGCAGAAGAGGGACACGGAGAAGAUGUACGCCAUGAAGUACAUGAACAAGCAGCAGUGCAUCGAGAGGGACGAGGUGCGCAACGUGUUCCGAGAGCUGGAGAUCCUGCAGGAGAUCGAGCACGUGUUCCUGGUGAAUCUCUGGUAUUCCUUCCAGGACGAGGAGGACAUGUUCAUGGUGGUGGACCUGCUCCUGGGAGGGGACCUGCGCUACCACCUGCAGCAGAACGUUCAGUUCACUGAGGAGACAGUCAAACUCUACAUCUGUGAGAUGGCGCUGGCCCUCGACUACCUGCGCAGUCAGCACAUCAUCCACAGAGAUGUAAAACCAGACAACAUCCUCCUCGAUGAACAAGGUCAUGCCCAUUUAACAGAUUUUAAUAUUGCAACCAUCAUUAGGGACGGUGAAAGAGCGACAGCAUUGGCUGGGACAAAGCCAUACAUGGCCCCGGAGAUUUUCCACUCCUUCCUGAGCGGCGGGACGGGCUAUUCCUUCGAGGUGGACUGGUGGUCCCUGGGGAUCAUGGCCUACGAGCUGCUGCGGGGCUGGAGGCCGUACGACAUCCACUCCAACAACCCCGUGGAGUCUCUGGUGCAGCUCUUCAGCACCGUCAGCGUCCAGUACUCCUCAGCCUGGUCCAAGGAAAUGGUCGCGCUGCUGCGGAAGCUGCUGACGGUGAAUCCUGAGCACCGCUUCUCCUGCCUGGCGCACAUCCAGGCCUCGGCCCAGCUCUCGGCCGUGGUCUGGAGCGACGUGUGCGAGAAGCGCGUGGAGCCGGCCUUCGUCCCCAACAAGGGCCGCCUGCACUGUGACCCCACCUUCGAGCUGGAGGAGAUGAUUCUGGAGUCGAGGCCCCUGCACAAGAAGAAGAAGAGGCUCGCGAAGAACAAGUCAAGGGAUAACAGCAAAGACAGCUCCCAGUCUGAAAAUGACUAUCUCCAGGAAUGCCUUGAAGCUAUCCAGCAGGACUUUGUAAUCUUCAACAGAGAGAAGCUAAAGAAGAGCCAAGAGCAGCCGAGCGACUCCGUGUCUGCCUCUGAGACCACCGAGGAGGCCGAGGCCGAGGCCGAGCCCCUGCACAUGUGCAGCUCCGUGUGCUCCUCGGGCAGCAGCUAGGCCAGGCCAGGCCGACCUCACCUGCCCUCAGGUGCGCUGAGCACCCGAGCCCGCCCCGCUGCCGCCGGACAGCGCCGGCAGCUCCCCUUGAGAGCUGGAGCAAGCCAGAGUUCCACAGGACUGCCCUGGGCUGUGGAUCAACAGCUCCCCUUUGGGGCUGGAGCAAGCCAGAGUUCCACAGGACUGCCCCGGGCCGUGGAUUUACAGCUCCCCUUGAGAGCUGGAGCAAGCCAGAGUUCCACAGGACUGCCCUGGGCCAUGGAUCAACAGCUCCCCUUGAGAGCUGGAGCAAGCCAGAGUUCCACAGGACUGCCCUGGGCCAUGGAUCAACAGCUCCCCUUGAGAGCUGGAGCAAGCCAGAGUUCCACAGGACUGCCUCGGGCCAUGGAUCGCCAGCUCAGCUUCUCUUUGGGUCUGGAGCAAGCCAGAGUCCCACAGGACUGCCCCGGGCCGUGGAUCGCCAGCCCGGAGCCGUGCCUGCCCGUGGGGAAAGAUACGGCCUAUGCAACUUGUCAGGGGAGGAGAUCAACUGAAAUAAGUCUUUCUGUUUUAAUGUCAGGCUGCUGAUCUGCACGUUUUUAAUGCAGUGAGGGGACGGGGAAUAAAGCCAUGUCCUUGGGUCCCACGGGGAGCGACAAGGAGCAGGAGACACAGAGCUGGGAGGAGCAGGGAGGAGCAGGGAGGAAGGCCCACGAGUGGCGUGAGUUUGACUGUGGCACUCCCUGUUCACAGAUGCUGCUCAGGGGAUUGUCAGUCCCUGUGCAGACCCGAGCAGCCCCGGGGCCUCUCUGGCACCAGCUCCUGGGGGCCUCCAGCUGCUUGGCUCCUGCAGCACCAGGAUGUCCCUGGCACCUCCUUGUCCCUGUGUCACCUGUCAGUUCCUUUCCCCAUUCAAGGCAAAUAAAUGUUUUUUGUGCACUCCAUGGAUUCUUCAGGGGCUGGGUAAUGGUUCAAGGCAUAUUUGAGAUGCAGAAUGCAUUUAAAAUGUUUUCUUCCUUGACGUGGCUGCUGCGGGCAGUGAGGAGCUGUGGGAUGGGUUGGAGGGUCUGGCUCCAUGUGCCCAGGUUUGGAGGACACACUUUAUCACAGGCUGAGGUUUUGCUGGAGGCAGAGUGGGUGGCCUUGCAAGGCUGCUUGGUUAUAAAAGACAGGAAUAUUGUAUUUCAUCCUUUGAUUUGCUUUAUUUUCACUGUAAAGUACAAGUACUGUAUAUAAUUUGCCAAUACUGUCUUAACUUCUUAAUAAGACGGGAAAUCUUGCCUUGCUCCAGCUGUGGGUGUUGCCUUUCUUGUUGGCAGGGGCCUUGGGUGUGUUAGUUGUUGGACCUGCUGCAGAGUGGGUUUCGGUUGCUGUGGCUGCCCCAAGGCCCUGGUGCCACAGGGCUGCUCUGGUGGCCCAGGUGUGUGGUGGGACCGCAGCCACCAUGGCACCAGCAGCAGCUGUUUGCUGCCAGCACCGGGAGGCUGCGGUGUGUGCGCCCUGGCUGGCUGUUCCAGUGCAGAAAUGGAUGGGAGAUGCUUUGGACAGAUCGGGUUCUGUCAGGACCAGUUUGGUGCAGUUUUUGUUUCCAUGAACAGACCAGAAAGGCAAAUGGUACAAAAUGAUCUUGCACAGGCAGGGACACAGCGUGUGUGUCUCCCACAGUUUUAUGUGGGAAUCAGUGUGUGGCUGCACUUGUGCAGAGACGUGUUUUCAUGGAAGUCUUUAGGGGUGUGCAGGAGGAGGGGAGCUGAAGCUCUGGGUCCAAUUACAUGGUUAUUUUCACAAUAAUUCACAGGAGAUGCUGUCAGGCCCGGGGUCCCUGGUGUCAGCCAUGGGUCCUGCACACCCCGUGCCUCGUUAGGAGCUGUGUCAGUGACAGCUCAGGGGCUGUGGCCAGUCAGUGAGUGAGGGCUGAAAUCAGCUGUCCUCCUGCUCCUUCUCCCAGCUGCAGGAGAGCAGCUACCCUGGCUCUGUGCCCAGGCUGUGCUGGGGGAACCUGCCCUCUCUGCCCCCAGUAACUCCCAGUGUCAUUACUGGGUACCAGGGAGGCGUGAUUACCUUCUCUCCCCUGUCAGAGCUCACCUCUGUGUGCAGGUGGGCCUGGUGCUCUGGCCCCUUUGCUGUGCUGAGCAGCCCCUGCUCUCCCCAUGGGCAGUCUGGUCCUCUCCCCAGCGCUCUGUCUCCAUCCCACAUCUCCCAGCUGGAACACCCUGGCUAUCCUGGCACAGCAGAUGAGGCUCAAACCAUGGAGUUAUUCAGGAGGUAUGAAUUACAGGUGAUUUACUCCAGCCAUGUGGGAAAGGUUUUACAGUGAAUUCCAUUGCACUAUUUAGAAACCUCCUGUAAAUAAUGGCAACAUUUUGGACUAUCAGAAUGAUGAGGAGUGUCACUGAUUUUUUGACCAAACCGCCCCAUAGAUGAGUGAUGAAGAUACAUCAUAUUCAGCCAGAAGCUCUCAGGCCGGGAGAGGUGUGGCAGUUCCAGGACAUGUGUAAUUGAUGUUUGCAUCGCUUUCCUUAGACAAGAGACAAGUGGGCCCUGCGGUGGGGGUUGGUGUGUGUGGGGAGGAGCUGGCUUGCUUCUGAAACGGAGCCUUCUCAGCCCAAGCCCUCCCUCUGUCAGUCACCUGUUCCCCUUGCAGCACCCCUCUUCUCCAGUCGUUGUGCAAAACAGCUCAGUGGCACCUGGCAGAAACCAGGAGAGCUUCUGGGGGGAUGCCAGGGAAUGGCUCCUUCCCAGGGGAAACCCUCUGGGUGGAUCCUGGCUGCCUGGGCAGCACCCCUGGAAGCCAGCAGUGCAUCUCCAGCUAUGUGCUGGGGACACUGUUGAACCUGAAUCCCUGGCAACAGCACCAGGACACAGAGCUGUGGGUCACUGCUGCGUGGGAGAGACACCGUGGACACAUCGCUGAAGUGCUUGGUUUUGGUGGUGAAUUAUAUUUGGGCAUAACCUCGGCAGAGCCCGUGGGGGACAGGGUUUCAUUGACACCUGUUUGCACUCAGUCCCUGGAGAAGAAAUGGCAUGAAAAGAGCAUGUGGAAAAGGGACAAGUGGUAGGAAACAGCUCAGUGCUACUGUCAGAACCCCUGUGGGGGGUUUCAGUGCUCUGGGGCCUCCUGGCCCCUCGUGCCCCACUCUGGGCCCCUCUUGUGUCCCCAUUGCUGUGUCCCUGUAACGAGCCAGUGCCAGCUGAGCCCAGCUGGGUCCUGCUGGCCCGAUACAUCCUUGUGGCUCCUGCCAGGGUGUCCCAUGUCCAGCUCACCCCAUCCACAGUGCAGUCCUGGGGUUUGCUCCCCUCUGCGCCCUGUGCCACUCCCGUGGGUGUUCCCUGUCCCUGGCCACUGGCACAUGGGGACAAAGGAUGGAUGUGGUGCCCAUGGUGGUGCCCGUGUUGGUGCCCUUGUUCUGGCUGAGCCCUGGCUGCUGCUGCUGCUGGGCAAACCUCACAGUGAGGUCGUGACAGAGCCCUGCUCUCACGUCACUAGCAGCUCUGGGCUACACCUCCACUACAGCCAGAGCACAGGAAUUUUCUGUACAUAAAUAUUUAAAUACCUGUAUUUUUUGUAUGACAGGUUUAUACAGUGUGUGCCAUUAUCCGCUGUGAAAAGUCUACAGCACCUAUAAAUUAUUCUCUUUUAAUCACUUGCCAUGAGAUUGUUUUCUUAUCUCUGUUGUGUUACAAGAUUUUGCAAAGUUGCAUAUUUUUAUGUGUUUGCAUUGAAUUCCACAGCCUUCACUGGGAAUUUUGUGCAGAAGACAAAUGGCAAGUCAGGUCCUGAUGUUUCCUCUGUUGCCAAUUCUCUAUUACUCCAGAGCUUGCCAAAAAGAGUCUAAGAGUAAUAAAACAAUAGCAAAAGUACCAGUAAUAUGGACUUGAACCUGGACAGUGCUGAAAUUCUGCUGCCUUGGGAGGGAUUUUUUAAAAAUUAUUUCGGUGCAGAUAUAUGUAAAUAUAUCUUUGUAUUUUAUGUUAAUACAUUCCUGUAAUUUUCUUGCAUGACAGUUUUACCACAUCACAGAAUAUUUAAGUUAUGACAAGGUUGUGUUUUUGCAGAUACCGUCGGAAGCCAUUGCACAUGUGGAGUAAUAAAUGUGUGCUCUUGA